AACUACCAGCAGUUCGUGUCAGGCCGUGCCAGCGAGCACUGCUCUCGUAAAUCUCGGACGACAAUAAUUCUUCGACUCUGUUUAUAUUGUACGCGUAGCAUAAAUGUUACCCAUAAGCCCGUAACAUCCAUAGAAGUGACUCGUGCGUGACAAGAGCGCGUCAAGAGCAGUGGGUGAAUUGAAUAUCCAAGGAAUUUGACAGACGAAUGAAUAAGACAUACGACGCAUUCGUGCGCUGAGGUUGGCGACCCUUCCAGGGGAACGUUGGUUCACACGAUGGACAGUCUUUGGCGGUACUUCGUCAUCUUGACUCUGGCAGUAACGUCCCGUGCUUUCCAAUGUCCGGAUAGCAAAAGCUGCAGCUGUCAAACCAGCCACUAUGGAGACUAUGAGAUUAACUGUCCUAUGCUCAAUAAUUCCGCCUUCAUCAUAAACCUCCAACCCAAUCAAUAUGUGCAGGUUCAGUGUCUGAAUUCACCAAGCUGGUCGGAUUUCCCUCGUAUAGCCUCGGCGGACACAAUCACCGAAGUGGACUCUAUGCAAUUCAAAAUGUGUAACUUACCCAACAGCACCUUGAGUGAGGUUGCUGGGAAAUUGGGCGUUAGCAAGAUCAAGAGUCUCAUUUUUCAAUCUUAUGUCAACCUAAGUGCAACCUUCAAACGGGACCAUCUUAAGGGAUUUCCUAAUGUCACGAAAUUGGUUCUAUCCAGCAACAGUCUGACGAGACUGAGUUCGGAUUUCUUCAAUGACUUUCCUGAGCUCAAGUGGCUCGAUCUUCGAGAGAACAAUGUUCAGCUGCCCGCGGGAAUCUUCGAAAGUGUGCCGAAACUCGAGUUACUCGAAUUGGGAAACAAUAUGAUCGAAGUGAUCGAUCCUGCGGUUUUUCGAAAUCUGACGAAAUUGAAAUUGUUGAAUUUAUGGAAAAACAAGUUGACGGAGCUUAAGCCGGACACGUUCGAGAAAUUGAUCUCGCUCGAGUCUCUCGAUAUUCAUUCAAAUGAAUUGACGACCUUGCCACUCGGUAUAUUCUCGCAGCUUGGAAAUCUGACGGUCCUGAAUCUAUAUAGGAAUAAUUUUUCGUCCUUUCCCGAGGGAUUAUUGAGCAACAAUUUCAAUCUUCGGAAAUUCGAUUUAUUCGACAAUCGACAGAACUUGACGACUUUGCCAAAAAGAUUUUUCAGCGGCUUGACGCGGCUUAAAGAAGUCAAGUUGACAAGGAACCGUUUGGACCAUUUGCCGGAAGACAUUUUCUGGGGCGCGAGCAGCAUGACGAAUCUAAGCAUAGAAAGAAACUUUCUGACCAGUCUUCCGGAAAGGAUAUUCAAGGAUCUGAAGGAACUCGGCACGCUAAAUCUUAGCUUCAACGAGCUCACGACGUUACCGGACGGACUGUUCGCUUCGACAACCAAAUUGUAUAAUCUGGACUUAUCUAAGAAUCAUCUAACUGCAAUAUCAGAGACUCUGUUCUCUGGUCUUACGUCACUGGAAAUAUUAAACGUACAGGAGAAUAAUCUGAUGACUAUACACGAGCAAGCAUUCAAUUCCUUGAGAAAUUUAAACAUAGCAAGAUUCUCUAACAACCAGCUUACCCUCAAAUCGUCGUUCCUCAUGUACGAGGAUGAAUACGGUUCCAGAUCGCCAUUCCAUUAUUGCCAUUCGCUAAAGGAAUUAUAUUUAGCGUACAAUAAUAUAUCGGAAAUGUACGGCGAUUGGGUAAUAAGUAGUCCGAAUCUUCGUUUGCUGGAUCUAAAGCACAACCAACUGCCUUCUAUAGAGACCAGCGACCUACAAUUCACGUCCAGAAAUAUUGAAGUCGAUCUGACUUACAACAACAUCAGUCACGUCUUUCUGGCAAACAGUGAACUCCUGGCCAUUAAUCAGAACACAGCGCGUAACGUUAAGAUACUACUAGACAAGAAUCCAGUACUGUGUGACUGCGUACUCUACGACCUGCUGCGAUAUUUGGAAGGAGAAAUGCACCCAAAUGUACAAAAUCUAUUUUACAUAGUACCAGGAGAUUUAAAAUGCAAGGGUCCAUCCUGGUUAGAAGAUAUACCUGUGUCAAACCUGAAUUCCAAAUCACUGAAAUGCUUAGUAGAAGGGCCAGAUGUGGCUGGAAAGUGUCCUGAGAAAUGUGAAUGCUGGGUAAGACCACACGACACAGCCUUCCUGGUGAAUUGUUCCUACAGACAGCUGAGAGAUGCGCCAGGAAGCAUAGAGGGCUUCGCCAAUCAUCAUGUAGAAUUGAAUCUAACAGGGAAUUACUUGACGGAGAUGCCAUCUUUUCAUAAUCCUGGUUACAAGCAGGUUACCACCUUGCUCUCAUCUUACAACAAUAUAUCCAGUAUAUCGCUAGAAGCUCUAUCACCUGAUCUGAAAGUAUUAGAGUUGCACAACAACAAUCUCACGUAUAUAGACAAAGAGGUAUUGGAAUUCAUGUCGAACUCCUCAUUGACAAAACUGACGCUGCACGGGAAUCCAUGGAAGUGCAAUUGCAAAGCUCGUGACUUCCUAACCUUUGUUCAGACGAAAUUUGAGGAGAUUCCAGAGCGAUGGAACAUCACGUGCGCUGGCACAAACAAACCUAUAUUUAAAAUGACCACCAACACUCUAUGUCCAGUUGCUACUGGAAUGGUAGUUGGUAUUAGCCUAACAGUAGCGCUGAUGGGCCUGGUCAUUGGAAUACUAGCAGCAUUGUACUAUAGAUAUCAGCAGGAAGUUAAAGUAUGGCUGUAUGCACAUCAGUUGUGUCUGUGGUUUGUCACUGAGGACGAGUUGGAUAAGGACAAACUGUACGAUGCUUUUAUUAGCUACUCCCACAAGGAUGAGGACUUUGUGGUUAAUGAACUUGUGACCAAGCUCGAGCAAGGCCCAACGCCAUACAAACUCUGCAUACACUUCAGGGAUUGGUUAGCUGGAGAAUGGAUACCAACGCAAAUUGCAAGAUCAGUUGAAGAAUCGAAAAGAACCCUGGUGAUAUUGUCUCCAAACUUCCUGGAGAGUAUCUGGGGGAGAAUGGAAUUUAGAGCAGCACAUAGUCAAGCACUGAAUGAUGGCAGGGCAAGAGUAAUAGUCAUUCUUUAUGGAGACAUUGGACCGACUGAAAAUCUGGAUCCUGAACUAAAGGCGUACCUGAGUAUGAAUACAUAUGUGAAAUGGGGCGAUCCUUGGUUCUGGGAUAAAUUAAGAUACGCUCUGCCACAUCCACCAGAGCUGACAAAGAAGAAAGUGAGGACGAAGAUAUUUGAAAAACAUCAACCAACGAUUCUAUUGAACGGUGAUAAAAAUGAAUUAAUCAGACCAGUAGGUGCUCCGGAGACUCCGCCAGCGAUCACGACACCCCCAGCUGAUUCGAUGAAGACGUUUGUCUCGAAUGGAAGCAUCAAGAAGCCUCCAAUGAUCGACUCCUUCCAAAAGGAACCGUCAAUGAAAAAUGGAAGCAUUAAUACGGCACUGAUAAUUGAUUCCAAGUUGAGCGAAAAUUUAACCAAGAGUCCUUCGUAUUGUGGAAGUAAUGGUACUAUGACCUACGUAUAGUUCUUAUGCCUGAUUAUUUCUCGCAAGUCGAAUCUCUUGGGGGAGUUGGUAACGGCAACGAGCUUACUCAAAACAAGUGGCAUCUCGAAAGACACAUAUCCAUUUCUUUUUUAAUAUUAUAUCAGCGCUUAUUAUAUUAGAUUCAUUCAUGCAUCACUUUCAUUAUAAUUUUACAGUUAAUCAAUGAGAUUUUUACUGUGAGUUAGUGUCACUUCCCAUUCGAACCGUGUCAAAAUUUAGUCCCAUAUUAUUUUCAACUUUCGUUUUAAGUUCUGCCUAUCCUUGUUACUUUUCUUUUUCGUAUGAACAAAUCUAUGUCUCUGAUAUCGAACAUUCCCAUUUUUAGUAUAAAAAUGCAUGCAUAUUUUUCCAUUUGGAUUUGAUGCAAUUUUUUAAGGUUGACACUAUCUCAGUAAUGUACAAACUAUAUAUGCGUGAAGAGUACUAGUCUUAAUUAAUUUCAAUAGUAAUCUGAGCACGUUGAUUGGACGUUAUAUUAAUGUUUUACGAAAUAAGUUAAAUUCAUUAAUUGCUUGUUAAUCACGCGCGAAGGAUACGCGUGCAGAUUGGCAUGAUGCUCAAAAACGACAUGGUGCCAUCGCCAAAACUUUCUAUAUCAAAACUGUACAUAGCUACCAUAAAGACUGAAUUGGUUGCAAUGCAAUAGCGGCUCCAAUUUCUUAUAGCGCAUUUUGUAAUUCUUUUAUGUAAUUCGUUUGCCAGACCGAGUAUAGAUACGAAUUUUCAAAUAUUUUAUGAAACCAGAUACAGCUGAUCUUUUAUUUCUUGUAUGCAAUCAAAUGCAUAUUAUCGCAUUGCUAUUGCAGCCAUAUUAGUUAUUAAGUUACUAUUAUGAUUAAAUGUAAUUUUAUAAAAUCAGAUUAUAAUCUAAAUAUAUGGGUUUUUUCCUAUGA
Messenger RNA from Cephus cinctus (wheat stem sawfly), 4451 nucleotides. RefSeq names its product protein toll (gene Tl). The coding region runs from base 277 to 3537 and encodes 1086 amino acids. The record is from RefSeq and is a predicted model, not a curated record. Gene Ontology annotation, biological process: immune response; toll-like receptor signaling pathway; inflammatory response. Gene Ontology annotation, molecular function: transmembrane signaling receptor activity; protein binding. Gene Ontology annotation, cellular component: membrane. The transcript is spliced from 6 exons. NCBI's taxonomy places the organism in Eukaryota, Metazoa, Arthropoda, Insecta, Hymenoptera, Cephidae.